Molecule: messenger RNA, 6317 nt
Organism: Macrosteles quadrilineatus (aster leafhopper)
Lineage: Eukaryota; Metazoa; Arthropoda; Insecta; Hemiptera; Cicadellidae
Product: liprin-beta-1-like
Exons: 18
Coding region: 205-2946 (913 amino acids)
Biological process (GO): neuromuscular junction development
Cellular component (GO): presynaptic active zone
Molecular function (GO): protein binding
Source: RefSeq, a predicted model, not a curated record
GUUCGUCUCGCGCCACGCGUCUCAUGCGCGAUCUUCUACCGUUUUGUCUGACUUUACUGUGCGGUUUUUUGUACCUCUUCUUUUGUGGAUUGCUACUUUUUGCCGCCAGGCUGGAUUAUUCGUUUGAAAUCUAGAACUAUUUGACCUUGACACAACUAAGUGAGGUGUGAGGUGUUGGAUGUGAGUGUAGUGAAGUGACCAGUGAUGGUAGUGAGUGGCCCCGCCGUGGCCGCCGCUGUGGCCAUGCUAGAGCAGCAGACAGGCCCCGCCACACUGGGCCCCGGUCUACGGAGGGUAGGGGCUGUGUCUGUACUGCCUCGUAGAACCUCCACGUCCACCACAGACGAGGACAGUGGCAGUGGAGAGGACAAGGAGAUACAGGGCGAAGGCGAGAUGGAGAGCCCAGUUAGAGACACAGGAUUGUCAGGACAGACUCCUGUUUGGACGGACUCUGUGUCUUCCGAGGAGUCUACCUCCGCCUCCGCCUCUGACACUGACGAUAACCACAGGGACGACCAGAACACUACGGGGUGUGAUGAGGAUUUCCAGUGGAUCCAAAACUGCCAGGAGCCACCCGAACCACCCGAACAAACUCCUGAACCGGUCGACAUGCAGAAUAAGUACAACGAACUGUACAAUUCAGCUGGUACAGACCCCGGGAAACCGGUUACAUACCGGAACAAAUCUGGUAGUUUGAGGGGCCGGAAAGAACGAGACACAAAAUCCAAAUCCUCCAGUGUUCAUACUCGAUAUCACUCUCCUUCGAGGAAAGUUUACACAGACGAUAUCCUCCGAGGAAGUUGUAGGAAUAUCUGUUACAACUGUUCUACGAGUUGUCAAGACAUUCCAGAUUACCACCAAAAAGAUCAUCACUACGGCAGCACCCCAGGCCUGGACUGUCAUUGGCUCAGUCAACCUAUCGGAUGCUAUCAUUGUCAUCAUCGGAAUAUCACCCCGUACUUCUGCGACCAACUGUACCCGCAGUAUAGGUAUUUUAAGAGUUCCACAGACUCAGAAGAGGUGGUUCGCAGACUAGAGGCAGACAAAGAUCGACUGUCUCUCCAGGUCUCUGUACUGACGGAACAGAUUGAUGCCCAGUCAGAGAAGAUCUUGGAUCUUGAGAAGGCUCUUGAUGAGAAGAAGAAACAACUGCACACGGCUGAAGAUGUUCUCAACAGAGAAAUGCUCACUCGAUCAUCUUUGGAAACACAAAAGCUGGAGUUGUUGGCACUCGUAUCAGACCUGAGAAGGCAACAGGCGGCUCUAGAGAGGGACAACCUGGACCUUAGAGAUCGCCUAGCAGAGGAGCGCAGACGCAACAAACCACCUAUCAUACCUCGCAACUCUCCAUACCCCGCCUCAUCCACACCUAAUCAGGUGGCCAGUAGAGGCGUGUCACCAUCACCCAGUCCUGUGACAGCCAACGGAACAAGUCCUCGUAGACUGGUAGAGCACCAUGACGACAUCAACCUUCAGCAUCAGAGUCCAGUGGGGGGUUACCGUCGUGCAGGGGAGAUGCAGUUCAACAGUCUGCCCCGUCAGAUGACCCCAGCCCCCGUCCCUGCCCCUGACACCCCUCGCAAGGGGGUGGCUUUUGGUAGGAGUUUGAUGUUAAUGCGAGCUGCGGGUGAUAGGAGCUCCUCAGUGCCCAACCUAGCCGAAACUGAAAUGAUCAUGAUCAGUCGAGAAGACACAAUAUCAGAAACUGACGGACGAAGUCAAACUCCGCAAGCUUCCCCCUCCCCAUCCUUGCAGACCAGCAAGACUAGAGGAAUCAAGAAGAUUUUUGGAAAGAUGAAGAGAAGUGGUUCUGGUAACCUAGACGAUCUGCCUCUGGAAGGAGAGUUCCGCAGAGGUGGUGUGAGGGCCACAGCUGGAGCGAGAUUGGGCUGGACGUCCCCUCCACAGGACAACAGGCCAGAGAAGGUAGAGGACUGGACCUCAGAGCAUGUCACCAGCUGGCUGACAGAGCUGGGCGUAGAGUGUGACAAGUCCUGGAGCAAAACUGGGGCUCAACUGUUACAAGCAAGCAAUCAGGAUGUGGAGAAAGAACUUAGUAUCAAGAACCCUCUUCACCGUAAGAAGCUACACCUAGCCCUGGUCUGUCUGAGAGACAGUGGUUCCCAGAGUGGAGGUGUAGCAGGAGAUCCUUACCUACAUGUGGCUGGAGCUCUGGACACUGCCUGGGUGUUACGUUGGCUAGAUGAUGCUGGUCUGCCACAACACAAGGAUACGUUUGCAGCAGCUAGAGUAGAUGGCCGACUGUUACACAGGCUAACUGUUGAUGAUUUGGCAACACUGCAUGUAACCAGCGUUCUCCAUGUGGCUAGCAUACGCACUGGGAUACUGGUACUACGUAAUCAGAACUUUGAGGCUAACUGCCUGAUCAGGCGGUCGAGUGGGGAGGGGGAAGGUGAGGGGGAGGUGGCUCUGUGGACCAAUCACAGAGUGAUGGAGUGGUUGAGAGCCGUGGACCUGGCGGAGUAUGCUCCCAACCUGCGAGGUUCAGGUGUGCAUGGAGGACUGAUGGUGUAUGAGCCAAGGUUCACAGGGGAGUUGUUGGCCAGUCUGCUGAGUAUACCACCUGCCAAGACACUGCUGAGGAGACACCUGCUGACCCACUUCAAAGAACUACUUGGUCGAGAGGUUAUCCAACAGAAGAGGGAGGCAGAGGCUAGUCUAGGGUACAUACCACUCACCACCACUGCCAAGAUGAAGGUGCCAAAGAAAUCUCAGUUUACACUGAAGCGGAAGAAGACCAAGUCAGAGCUUGACUACGGGGAGUUAGUUUGUCCUCUGGAGGGUCGUAACGCAGCCGACAGCUCAGGUGAACUGAUCUCAACUUCGCCUGCUGGUAAGAUACUAAGUCAAGGGGAUGCCUCUCGUGAAGGGGAAGCUAACGGCAGCAUCGUGGGAAAGACCUCAGAGCGUAACACCAGUGUCUGACACAACAUCUGUAUGUCUCACGUCUCGUCUGAUUCUCACGGUUUCUACGUUUGACCGCAAUGUAGUAUUCGUAUAGGAGCAUCUCUCGCUACAAUUUUUAUAUACCCUGUUUACAUAAUCCUGCUUAUUUAUCCAGGUGCUCUGGGCAGUAUUUUUAUAACUUUCAAAUUAAGAGCACGUACCUUGUACCUUGUAUGAAAUGAAUCCAAACGAUCUCAUACAGUGUGUCUACUGGUCUAUAAAAUUACUGAAUUAAAAUAUUUAAUAACGGUUUUUUUAUUCAUCAUAAUCAGGAGCAACAAUGGUAAAGCAAUAUUUGUUUAUAAAUAUACUUACUCUCUCAUAACCGAGGAAUCAACUUAUGGUUUCUGAAAUUAAGUUAUGUUUUUCGUAUUUUAACAAAGGAAAAGAAUAAUUAAAUUCCAUUUUAACAAGACAUUUGGACAUUUCAUUAUUCAUCACGAGGUACAUAAUAGUUUAGAAAAGAAUAAUGUGUUCAUUCAUCAAUUCAUAUCCAGGAGAACUGGUAGACACCAUGUAAAUAGGUCUCAUGGAACCUAAAAAAUACUUUGCAAGCUACAACUUUCUCGAAGAAAUUAUUGGUCCACGUAUUUGUGCCAUUUUUGAUGCGAUUUAUGUUGAUCUUUGUUCGCUUGAGCAUAAAUUAUUGUCGUAGUGUUUUAUGUAUAGUAUUCGGAUAUGUAGCAAGUUGUUGUGCCUUCUGAAAUAAUCUAAAGGGUACAUUUAGAUUUUAAUUUUUAAUUGUUUUAAUAGUAUUAGUUAGCUAGAGGAACGUUGACGUUUUGAUUGUUGCAACAAAUUAAAAUUUGAAAAUGUUUGAUUUCUUAUCAACCUUGAUAAUUUUGGUUUUCAUAUAUAUUAUUUAGUUAGAGGAUUUUACUUGAGUGCAAUGUAUCCUUCUGGUUAUUUUUUAUGGCAUGGACAAUUACAUAAGUGUAUCAGGCAAUAAAGUAUGGUUUUUACUCUACGAUUGACGUUUUUUGACAUUUUUAUGCAGCUAUAAAUGUUUGUACGAAUUGGUACCCUUCCUUUGAAUGUAAAUAGUAAAAUGCCGUGUUAUAAAUACAAUCCUUUUGAACAUUUAGUUUAUCAAUGUUAAAAAUUUAAAUGUUUGUAAUUUCAUUCUGUACCUGUGGCAAAUCAAAUGAAUUAUCGACCUAUUUGUUGUAAAUUAAAGGUUUGUUAUGCAACUUCGGCAUAACAAUGAUUAUGCUCUAAAAGAACCAGUUUAAAGUCAUGAAGUUUUCAUUAAAAUUCAAAUAUAACUUGUAGAUAGUACAAUGCAUCACAAAUAUCUUUAAUGUCUCUACAUAUAAAAUGCUAUGUAAUCAGUAUAAAUUAUGUAUGUAUUGUUGUCAUUGUCAAGUAAGAAAAAUUGUGAUAACAUAAAAACUUUUAUGCUAAUGAUGUUUUAUGUGUGAUUACUCGUACAGGUUUAAAAAAAUCACAAGACUGAAAUUAAUCAAAAAGUUAAGUUUAUUUUUAGCCAGUGUUUAUAGAAAGAAUGGAAGUAUGUUUAUGCCGUUUAGAUUUUUAAAAUUUCAUUAUUAAACCCAUAGAAAUAAUUCAGAUUAAAUAAAUGCACAAAACCAACUAAUAUUAUGUUUGUUAAUCAAGCGUUAUUACUAUUGUGAGUUAUUGUUUUUUUUUAUUUCAAAAAAAUAUUUUGGAUUUUUUUACUACUCAAUUGAAACUUUACGUUUUUAUUUAUUUCAUCGCGGCACAGCUAUGGUGUUUCUUUUUAUUUCCUUGCCAAAAACUUAAAAGUUUUACCUUCUUUCCUUUUGGGACCAAUUGAUCUAAUAGAGCUUACAUUUGAGACUAACCUAUUGAAUUGACUAUGAAUCAAUAUUUGUAGUAGAUUUUCUACCUUGCAUAUUUCAAUAUUUAUAUUGUUCUUAUGAAUCUUUUGCAACAGAUUUAUUCAUAUUGUACAUUUUUUGUACUGCUUUUGUUUACCAAGUGUGCUUAAACUACUAUUUAAAUCUUUAUUCAUACAUGUUAAAUGUGUUUACAAUCAUACAUAGAAAAUGCGCCACAAUUACAAUAUGAAUAUAGGGAUUUCUUAUCACUUACUGCCUUUCAAUGGCUUAUCCAAAUGAAUUUGUAAGAUAAAUGGACACUGAUUGGGCAUUUAGCUCAGAUGUUCAGUACAGUAUUAAUCAACGUACAAGUAAACUGUUAGUAUAAAAGGUUUCAUCAUGUAGACUAUGUAUUUUCUUUUAGUAUUUGAUGUGUAAUAAUUAAUUGUACAUCAAUCUGUUUAAUUUUACCCUUAAAGUGUAUAUUUAUGAUUACCCUUACUUAUGAAUUACUCCUAUUAAAAUAUAUAAUAAUAUGUAUUAUGACACACUAUACAAGUAGUGUAUAGCCAAAUUAUUAUUAUAUAGUAAUUCAUUAUUUUAUUUUAUUAUUAACUAUCAUAAUCUAGCCAAGUUGCUAUAUUUGUUAUCUAGAUCUUGUGUUUAAGUUAUUUAUUAUUCUUUUAUUCUAGUGCUAAAAUAACAAAAUGUAAUUUCACUUGAAACGUAAGAUAUGUUAUUCUAAAUUUGUUGUUUGACUUUGAGGAAUCUUGAAGAUUUAUUUUGUCUCGUUGCUUUUUGGUAUCAAGAAAACUUUUGAUUCAAUAUUCAGAUGUACGAGCUUGUAAAUAUUAUUGACACAAGACAAUACCAAAUAAAUGUACAUAGGGCAGCUAUAUCACCUGUAAUAUCAGUUAGCAAGUAAUAUGUAAGAUGGAAAAAGUGUAUUAAUGAGUUAAUCAUUUCUAAAGUUUUGAAAUAUCAUUAUAAGAUAAUUUUCUAGAUCUAAUUAGGUCUAAUUAAUAAUUUCUAGAUUUGUUUUACCAUGUGUUCAAUUCAGUUAUAGCACAGACAAAAACAAUUAAAUAUAGACCGUCAGCUGUGCUGCGGUUACCAUUGGUUCUGGGUUCUGGCACACACCGCUGGGAGCGCCAUGUAGUUACGGGGUACACGCUACGUAACUACACGGAGCUUCCAGCAAUGUGGGCCAGAACCUGUGGUAACCGCAGCACGGCUGACGGUCUAUAUUUAAUUCUUUUUGUCUAUGGUUAUAGGUAGUAUAUUAUUUCAAUCUCUAUGUUCAAAAUACUAAUUCAAGAAAAUAUUAGUUUUUCUAAAUUUUAUUUUUAUCAACUACUUGACUUGAUAUACUCUUACUGUCAGGUAAUCUUUUGAUACAUAAAAAUUUUAAAUCCAUCUUACAAUUGUUUGAAGUUUUAAGAGUCUAUCCUAGUAUGUUAAAUAAAAGUAUUUUUGCCUAUCACAAAAUAUCCAUUUUAUUAAUACAAGAUGUUUUAAGAUAUCGUAAUUAAAGUCUUCCUUGUAAAA